Molecule: messenger RNA, 1939 nt
Organism: Labrus mixtus (cuckoo wrasse)
Lineage: Eukaryota; Metazoa; Chordata; Actinopteri; Labriformes; Labridae
Gene: napba
Product: N-ethylmaleimide-sensitive factor attachment protein, beta a
Exons: 10
Coding region: 129-1016 (295 amino acids)
Biological process (GO): SNARE complex disassembly; synaptic transmission, glutamatergic; regulation of synaptic vesicle priming
Cellular component (GO): terminal bouton; synaptobrevin 2-SNAP-25-syntaxin-1a complex; vacuolar membrane
Molecular function (GO): soluble NSF attachment protein activity; syntaxin binding
Source: RefSeq, a predicted model, not a curated record
CAGCAGAUACACGUCUCUCUCUCCUCUCCUCCUCCUCUCGUCUGCUCUGCUUGCUUCCCUCUCCGUCCACUGCGGAACAUCGGCCUGUUUUGCUCCCAUCGCUCCUCCAGCGGCAGACCCAGCUCGCCAUGGACAACUCCGGCAAAGAGAAGGAGGCCAUGCAGCUGAUGGCUGAAGCCGACAAGAAGGUCAAAGCGUCCGGAUCCUUCCUCGGGGGAAUGUUCGGGGGAAACCAUAAGGUUGAGGAUGCCUGUGAAAUAUAUGCCAGAGCAGCCAACAUGUUUAAGAUGGCAAAGAACUGGAGCGGUGCUGGGAAUGCGUUCUGUCAGGCUGCUCGUCUCCACAUGCAGCUGCAGAACAAACUGGACUCGGCCACCAGCUUCGUCGAUGCCGGAAAUGCCUACAAGAAGGCCGACCCACAGGAGGCCAUCAACUGUCUAAACCAGGCCAUCGAUAUCUACACCGACAUGGGUCGGUUCACUAUUGCAGCCAAACAUCAUAUCACCAUAGCAGAGAUUUACGAAUCUGAGCUGGUUGAUAUUGAGAAGGCCAUCGCCCACUAUGAGCAGGCAGCAGAUUACUACAAGGGAGAAGAGUCUAACAGCUCAGCCAACAAAUGUCUCCUGAAGGUGGGACACUACAGCGCUCAGCUGGAGCAGUACCAGAAAGCAAUUGAAAUCUAUGAACAGGUUGCUAUGAGCACAAUGGACAAUCCUCUGUUGAAGUAUAACGCAAAAGAGUAUUUCUUUAAGGCCUCACUGUGUCACUUCAUAGUUGAUGAGCUGAAUGCCAAGUUGGCCAUAGAGAAGUAUGAGGAGAUGUUUCCAGCCUUUUCAGACUCCAGAGAACUGAAACUGUUAAAGAAACUCCUAGAUGCCCACGAGGAGCAGAACAGCGAGGCAUUCACUGAGGCUGUCAAGGAUUUCGACUCAGUGUCUCGCCUGGACCAGUGGUUGACCACGAUGCUGCUCCGCAUCAAAAAGACCAUCCAGGGAGACGCCGGUGACCUGAAGUAGACACAUUUAGAGACAAGGGGGAGAAAAGGGAGGGAGACUGCGGAGGGGCAAGAAGGGGUAAUGAGAGGAUAAAUAUAAGGGCCGAGGGGGGAAUAAAUGAAAGAAGGGGGAGUGUAGGAUGAGUUUUAGAGGGGAAGAAGACAGAAAGAUUAAAUGUGGAGAACGAAGGAGGGAGGGUGGGACUGAGGGAGUUUACAGUUGUACAUAUCUGCAUGACCCCCCCACUAGCUAAGCUUUACCUUUAAACAACCCUUUAGAUGACCCUGUGCCCCUACUCCUACAGUAUUUCUCUUGUAACACUGGACUGAAAUGUAAAGAAAGAGUGGAAAUAAAAAGGUGUGUGUGAGAAAGAGAGAGUGCGUGAGAGUGUGUGUGUGUCUGCGGUAAGGUAAAUUAUACUAUAUGAUGGGACAGUGUGCAGCUCAUCUCAGAUUUAAGGUUAUAUGUUAUUGAAAAGAGAUAAUAAUGUUAUUUAUGAGAUUAUUGAUAUUUAUUGUCAAUACUGAAGAUGUUAUUUAUUGUUUAUUCUGGUGCUCAGUGUUACGAUUUGUCUUAAUAUUUUAGGUAUUAAUCCCCCCCUCCUCUUUUAUUCCCUCCUCACUUCCUAUCCUCAGCAGUUCUUCGUCCAUGUCCCCCUCUCUCUCUCCCUUUUGUCCUCUCCGACCCCUGUCAAGUCAGUACUAUCACCCAUUGUGAUUGGUUGGUUCUUUGUGUUCUGGCCAACAGUUGGUCGAUGCAGUCUGCCUACAGUGGUCACUCAAGUCUCUGCCUUGUUUGUGCAUGUCUGUUGUCAUGUUGAUGUAAGUGUUCUUUGUGUUGUGCUAACGUGUGAAGAACAUACAUGUAGCCUGGUAUCAUUUGUGUGAAAUCAGUAAAUAUGUACCUCAAAUACCAAGUUCAAAUAAAAACAUCAUCGAUCCAGA